Messenger RNA from Mytilus californianus (California mussel), 4745 nucleotides. RefSeq names its product CDC42 small effector protein 2-like. Lineage: Eukaryota; Metazoa; Mollusca; Bivalvia; Mytilida; Mytilidae. The transcript has 6 exons. Gene Ontology annotation, cellular component: plasma membrane. Gene Ontology annotation, biological process: regulation of Rho protein signal transduction. The coding region runs from base 617 to 910 and encodes 97 amino acids. Gene Ontology annotation, molecular function: small GTPase binding. The record is from RefSeq and is a predicted model, not a curated record.
GAAGUCGUCGUUUUCGUCAACACGUGAAAGGGAAGUAAUUUUCACUGCAUGAGUGUUGUUUCCGGGUACUUGUGUUGUGUGAAGAAACUUCAGAAGUAUAUUGCAUUCAUAGAAAAGUAGAGAGGGACAGAACAGAAAUACGGUACAAAAUCAGGGGGAGAUAAUUCAUUAGUUAAAACAUUCCAAACAGGAUAUUCCAAAGUAGUUCUCCCCCUUUGUGUUUGAAAAUAAAUUAGUAUUCAUUCCAAGAAUAUUGAAUUUGGAAUUUGCGAACACAACGACUACUUCAUUGAUACCUCAAAUUUGUUUGAACUACAGAAGAAGGAUAUAUAUAUCUAUCUGUGAGAGUUAUUUCUGAUCUCAUCAUAACCAAGAGAUAACCGUAUCCAUAAUCCACUUGUGUACCUCUUGUGAUCUCAGCAUAUCCAGGCUUUAUUUCAGGAAUCUCGGCUCUGUUUAUAAACCAAUCUGUGAUUUCGUAUAUAACAUACAGACUUUGAGUACCCCUCUGCAAAGUUGAAUUUCCUUAUCGUUUUUAGUGUACCAUCCUGUGGUGUUUUGUGACUUCUGUUGACAGACUGUGAUAUUGUGAAGCAUCACUAGAUAUUGUUCUGUAAUGAUGGGGGAUGGUUUAUUUUGUUUUACCUGCUGCAUAGCUGAACAGCCUCAACCUAAGAGGCGGCGACGACUAGAUCCCAGUAUGAUAGGCGAGCCUACUGAAUUCCGACACACUGCUCACAUAGGAUCAGGAGAAGCUAGAAAUUCAUUAAAUGCAGAAGAAAGCAGGAAUAACAAGGCCAAUUCAUUAACCACUGUACAGAAUCAGAUGUCCAGUAAAGGAGGGUAUGAACAUGUUUGUCCUCAUGAUGUCAAGUUAAAUGUUAUAGAUCUGCCUCAAUCACAAAGAUGAAAUUAACGAGAGUAGCGUAGUUUAUCACAGGACUCCUGUCUGAUCAACAGAAAUGUAUAUAUUUCACAGAUAGUGCUUUAGUUGGAUGUUACCAUGGUUAUGAAGCUCUUAAUGUAUCUAUGCUUCUGAUUGGAUGAAAGACAUAAAAGGAUGUUUGUUGUUUCCAUGGUUAUACAGUUCUUUCAUUAUCAUGUUACUAUAUAUAGUUUUGUUACUGUAAUGUAUCAUAAUGAAAUAUAUGUACGUCAAUAUAAUUUAUUUUUCUUUUCCUAUAGAAAGAUUUCAUCAUGAUCAUAGUUAUAUUUCUACACAACUUGUAUAAAAAUACUGAAUUGACAUAAAGGACAAUAGGUCAUUUAGUUAGAGGGUAAACUGAGUUACAGAAAUGUAACCACUUUUAUGUCAAAAUGUAUGUAAUUGAGAGUUGUCAAGUUGCAUUUGGGAAAAUAGCAUGGACUACACACCUAUCAUCCUUGAAAUUUUUGAAAUUAUUUUAUAAAAGAUGAUGUUUUUAUGGUGUUAGAUAUACAUGCUAAAAUGCCAAAAAUUUGUGAUUGCCAGGCUUAGCAAAAAUUUCUCAGUGUUUCACUAUAGGAAGAUAAUUAUAAUUAAGUGAAGAGUGGUAAAAAAAAUCUUGUUGAACUUUCACAUUUUUAGAAUGAAGGACAAAUCUCAAUCUGAUUCAUUCCUGGUAAUAUUUUUAAAUAAACAUGUUUAAAUGUUGUGAUUGGUGAAAAAGGUUCUUAAGGAUGUUUGUUACUCUGUUUCAAAAUAACAAGCUUUUUGAAAGACUGUUAUAAAUUGAUAGUAUAUAAAUAAAGAAACUAGAAAAGCAGAAAAAAAUGAAGGGUCGGUGAGCUUGUUUUCGAGAUAUAAGCCAUUGAAAAUUUGGCUGGAAAUAAUUCUCUCUUGAUUUUUCAUACAUUUAACAUUGGCACCUUUUUUUUCUUUCAAAAACAAUGAAAAAAUAAGAAGGAUUUUAUUAGAUUUUCCAAGAUGACAUUUUAAACUACAUGUAAUCAAAUUAUGGAAAGAAAUGUAGGGGUUAGUGGGCAAAAUGUUUAAUGGCACUACAUGGAUAAAACCAGAGGAUUCGGAAUAUCUAGCAUAAAUUCAAAAACAAGAGGAGCGAACAUCCUUAACAGUGAAUAUUUGAUCACAUGUGUGACAGUUUACCCAUAAUACCUUACAUUCUGAAACUGCAAGCCACUGGUAAGGUUUAAUGCCUCCUGACACAAAGGCCUGAUACUACUAUUGCUUAAGUUUGAUUGGAUACAAUGUUAAUGUUGAAAUAUACAAAUAUAGAUUAAUUACACCUCUGUAAAAAACUAUACAUUUUUAAGCAUUGUGUAGAGACUGAAAUUUGCAUCUAUAAAUUUUGUAUUUUAUACAAGAAUUUUGUCAGUUUUUUUUUCAAGGUUGUUGAUCUCUUCUAGAUGUUUGUAAAAGGUCAGAGGUCGUGGCAAUAUGUGAUCUUUAUCCUAACAAAUUUUUGUAUAGACCAUGAAGCUGCUAGUUGGUGAUUUUUUUUAACCAUACUGAUGUUAUUAUUUUGAUGGCAAAUUAAAAAAAAAAAACAGCUACAUCCAAUCCUCAUACAUAAAUUCUGAAAAUAUUCUGUAAAAAUUAAGGUUUAUCAAAAAGUCUUGCUGGCAUGAGUCUUAUAGCCUAAAUAUCAAUCUUAGUGUUAAUUGACUUUUAUCACAUAUGUAUCACUAAUGGAUGAAAAGUAAAUAUAUCUGUUUAGUUAAUGUCAAUUUUAUUCUUUUGUUUUAUUGCAUCAUGGAAUGUUCUGUAAAAACUACAGCAGUUUUUUGUAGGAACUAAAUUUUUUUGUUAAAAACAGCAAUUUAUGAAUUUUAUAUUUAAGAAUACUUGUCAUCCCCCCUUUUUUUUAUAAUGUCAGACAAUUCAUUCAUUAAUGACAGAUAUAUAUUAACAGUUCAAUAUCUUAUGUGUUCAGACGUAAUGGUUGACCUUUUGACAGGUACAUUAGGUUAUGCAAUGAAAAAUAUAAAUGAAGAUGUAAUUUCAUAAUGUUUUUAAUCCAUAAUUUCAUUGUUACAAUGGCAAUUUCAAAUUGCCAUUUAACUUGUGAAGCCAAUUAGAACUUGCCAUAUCUGUGAAUCCUUGAACAAAUACAUUGACAGUUUUUUUUUCUUUUGAAACCUUUGUAUUUCCUUUUGUUCUUUUGAAGAGACAUUUACAACAUACAUUUGGAAAUUAUUUUAAAUUAUAUGUUUAAAAUUAAAUUCAGAUAAUUUAAGGAAAAUUUUAAUUAAUUAUUUGUCACUUAAACUUGAUUUUGUAAAAUCUUUUAGAAAUGAUUUGUAAAUCUAUUAAUCACUUUACAUAAUUACUCUGACUAAUAAUACCGCUUAUUACUAUUAAGCAUUGAGAUUUCAAAUUUACAAUUUUUUCACCAUUUGUAUUUUUAUUUUAUAUCAAGUGAUUCAUUAAGCUUUAAAUUCAUGGUUUUCUGGAUAACAAAAGAAUCUUUAAAGUUUGAUGGAAACUGAUUCCAACCAUAAGAAAGAUAACUCUUACAUUUUUGUAUAGAUCAAUUUUAUAGCUUUUGUUUAAGUUUGGAAAAAUUCUUAAAUAGCAGAACUAUUCUUCCCUUUUAAAGUUCAACACUCUACUUAUAUUUGUUCACAAUGAGAAUAUUUAGCUAUGCAUAAUAAAUAUUCAUUUUCACACCUUGAAUACAGUGCAUCAGUGAAAUUAAUUGUAUAGUAUAACUUUACACAGCAGGUUUAGGGGAGACAACUCACAAUUUACCACACCACUUGCUAUUUGUUGUAAAGAAAAAAAACUUAACAAAUGUUCAAAAUUAUAUUAUAAAAGAAACAUUGACACUCCAUUCUUAGUUUUGUUGGAGUUUUAGGGAUUGAAAUGUCUGAUUCUUAAUGAUGUAAAAUUUACAUUUCAAAUCCUAUAUUAACACAUUUGCAGGUUUGCCUGUCUAUACAAUGAUAAAAAAAUGUGGUUAUUUACAUAAGGAGAUGUAUAAAUUUCAAUUUAAUAAACAACUGGCAUUUACUCCUGUACCUGCAUGACAAUUCCUGAAUUUUUAAUUUUAGAUUCAACAGAUUUGAUAAUUGCUAUGUAAAAUAUAGUAUUUUGCUUUUAUGUGUUAUGAAGGCUGUUGACAGCAACACAUGACCUGGUUAUUAACCAAUAGAAUAUAAGAAAAUUCUAUAUAUUGUUGAAAUUACUUUUUUCCUGUUAUCCAGAAAACUUUUUUUCAUGUUUGAAUGUGUUAUCUACCCAUAUUACACAGCUGAGGGAUUUUUAUACAAAAUUUAUAUUUAUAUGUAUAUACUUGGGUGUUACAAUCCUUAAAAUAAAUUUAUAAUCCUGUUUAUAUAUAGAAUGGGUGUCAUAAUCCUAAAAAUAGAUUUAUAGUAUUGUUUAUUUAUAGAAUUGGUGUCAUAAUCCGUAUAAUAGAUUUAUAAUAUUGUUUAUUUAUAGAAUGCCUUAUAUCUGCGUUGACAAAUAGUUUAUCGUCACUGACAGGAAGUGAGAUUUGUUAAAUAUGUUAAAUGGAAAAAUUUACUUUUCUAGAUUUAACCUGUAUCUUUUGGUUUUUUGUGUUGUUGGGUUUCUGUUUCAUUGACAUAUACCUCACAUCUACUUGUAUUUAAACAUGUAUGAACUUAAAAAUAGAAGGGGUCUUGAUAUUUUUUGAAUGCAUCUCAAAACUUGAUUUGUAUUUAAUUAAAUGCCUUUUUGGCUUCUGUUUCAUUUCACCUUUUCUUCAAAUAAAGAAACUUGUUUAAAAAGAAAAAGAAAAUUUAAAAUAGUAUCAGAAAAUGUAAAAAAUCAAUCUUAG